Messenger RNA from Sardina pilchardus (European sardine), 7653 nucleotides. It is a transcript of the gene rc3h1b, whose product is annotated as ring finger and CCCH-type domains 1b. Gene Ontology annotation, molecular function: RNA stem-loop binding; ubiquitin protein ligase activity; metal ion binding. The transcript is spliced from 20 exons. The record is from RefSeq and is a predicted model, not a curated record. Lineage: Eukaryota; Metazoa; Chordata; Actinopteri; Clupeiformes; Clupeidae. Gene Ontology annotation, biological process: protein polyubiquitination; nuclear-transcribed mRNA catabolic process, deadenylation-dependent decay; ubiquitin-dependent protein catabolic process. Gene Ontology annotation, cellular component: cytoplasmic stress granule. Bases 402 to 3662 code for a protein of 1086 amino acids.
GACUCGUUCGCUUCCUUGUUUAACUUCUGCUGUUGGCAGUUUUUGUCAGCAACUCCCCAGGAACUUCGGUAACCGCUAACGUUACAUGGUCGACAUGGCGACCGACAAAAUAACGCGACGUUUUCUUAAAAAUAGAUGAAGAUAUCCACUAUUCUUUGAAGCAAGUGUUUUGUGUCACACCAUGUGAUGACCAUCCACAAAACGUCCGGCAUAUAAAGGAAUCUAAUGGAUAUUUUUGAUUCCAGUGGAAUCUAAUUUUCUUUCUUUGUAAAACAAACAGAAAAGGAUACAAAUCAGAGUCACUUGAGCCAACUUAGGCCGUUCUCCUUGACUCAGAUAAAAAUAAUAAUAAUAAAAAAAGAUUUCCCCCCAUUUUUUACAUGUAGACCACGCCUGUUACAAUGCCAGUGCAAGCCCCACAAUGGACAGAAUUUUUGUUGUGUCCAAUAUGUACACAAACAUUCGAAGAGACAGUGCGGAGGCCCAUCAGCUUGGGCUGUGGCCACACUGUCUGCAAGAUGUGCCUGAACAAGCUGCACCGAAAAGCCUGUCCCUUCGAUCAGACUGCUAUCAAUACAGACAUCGAGCAGCUGCCAGUCAACUCGGCCCUGCUUCAACUGGUGGGGGGUCAGGUGCCAAAACUGCAGCCUGUGGCCCUUAUUACUGACCCAGAGGACACCAAGCACUAUGAUGAGGCUCGACAAUGCGUUGAGGAACUGGCCCUCUACCUCAAACCCCUCAGCAGCAUCAGAGGAGUGGGCCUCAGUAAUGCAGCCCAGAGCAUGCUUAGCCGGCCCAUGCAGCGGAAACUGGUGACGCUGGUGCACUGUCAGCUGGUGGAGGAGGAGGGCCGAGUCAGGGCCAUGCGAGCGGCCCGUUCUCUGGGGGAGAGGACCGUCACAGAGCUCAUCCUCCAGCACCAGAACCCCCAGCAGCUCUCCUCCAACCUCUGGGCUGCUGUGCGUGCCCGUGGCUGUCAGUUCCUGGGUCCAGCCAUGCAGGAGGAAGCCCUGAAGCUAGUCCUAUUGGCACUAGAGGAUGGCUCAGCCCUGUCCAGGAAAGUUCUGGUUCUGUUUGUGGUCCAGAGACUGGAGCCCCGAUUCCCCCAGGCAUCAAAGACCAGCAUCGGUCAUGUGGUUCAGCUGCUCUACAGAGCUUCCUGCUUUAAGGUUACAAAGCGUGAUGAGGACUCAUCGCUAAUGCAGUUGAAGGAGGAGUUCCGCACGUAUGAGGCGCUGCGUCGUGAGCACGACUCCCAGAUCGUGCAGAUCGCCAUGGAGGGGGGGCUUCGCAUUGCCCCUGACCAGUGGUCCUCCUUGCUCUAUGGGGACCAGUCCCACAAGUCCCACAUGCAGUCCAUCAUCGACAAGCUGCAGACGCCAGCUUCGUUUGCUCAGAGUGUGCAGGAGUUGACCAUCGCACUGCAGAGGACGGGCGAUCCGGCCAACCUUAACCGGCUCAGACCUCAUCUAGAGCUGCUAGCCAAUAUUGACCCCAGUCCAGAUGCCCCACCACCCACCUGGGAACAGCUGGAGAAGGGCCUGGUUGCUGUGAAGACAGUCGUGCAUGGCCUGGUGGACUUCAUCCAGAAUCACAGCAAGAAGGGAACAGAUCAGCAACAGCCCCCGCAGCACAGCAAGUAUAAGACGUACAUGUGCCGUGACAUGAAGCAGAAAGGGGGCUGUCCCAGGGGAGCCAGCUGCACCUUCGCCCACUCACAGGAGGAGCUGGAGAAGUACCGGAAGAUGAACAAGCGCUUGGCAGCUCGUCUACCGGGUGUAUUGUUACCAGAUGAUGGGGUUCCCCUGGAAGCUGUGCCCCGCAAACCUUCCCCCCUCACCAACGGGAUUGUGGCCGCCGGCUCUGGGGCGCAGAUGCCACAGCUAGUCGCCCGCGGUGCCGACCCCACCUAUGAUCUGCGGAAGCCCAAACUGGACUCCUCAAGCAUGAGCGCCCCAGGCUCACCACCGGACUCGAUUCCAUCAGAUCACCUCCCUAUGCCCAAGCAGAUGGCGGUGGUGCCCAGAGCACAGAUGUAUCCCCAGCAGCAGCCCGAGAUGUUCUACCCAGAGACCAGACCUCCACCGUCAGGCUCUCAGUACGACGGCCCUCCAUACCAAACAGGCAACCCCUACCCCUACCAAGCCCCUCCGUAUGUCCAGAGGUACAUACGAAACCCGCCGCCUCCCAACGAGUCCUCUGUGCCCCCCUAUCAGGAGUCGUACCCCAGCUAUGUUCCCGAGCGACAGUACCCUGCCCAUUCGGGGCCUGCCUUCUCCCAAGGGUUCCCACCUCAGCCCCACUACGACAGCCGCCGACACACACCCUACCCUGGACACCCCCCUCCCCAGUCCUAUGCCCCUCCCCGGGAUGAGAUCAGGAUGAGCCCCGUGCCCGUGGAUGUGCCCCCUGCACCCAUGCCCCCACCCCCUGCGGGUGCUGCUGGUUCCCUCUACCACCCUGACCCUCGGGAAAGAUAUCCACCGGAGGGGUACCCUCCCCAUGGACCCCAUCCCGGCCAUAUGAGGCCCUAUGUGAGGGACCCUUAUAGCCGCUCCCAGCCCAGCCUAGACUACUUACACCGCCGACGCAAAGAGAUCAUGGCUCAGCUGGAGGAGAGGAAGGUCAUCUCUCCCCCGCCCUUUGCAGCCUCCCCCACACUUCCCCACAACUUUCCUAACGACUACCCACAGGAGUAUCUUGAAGAGAGCUCCAAAGCCUUUGGAAAGGGCCGUGAGCAAGACUACGCAGGGCAGUAUUCGCCCUGGUCGUGUGACACCAUAGGAUCCUACAUCGGCAGCAAGGAUGCCAAGUCUAAAGACCUCAUGGGUGGCGUGGAGAUGAUGAAUGUGGAAGGGAAAGGUCUGCGAGACCCUCCCCUGGAAGCUCAGCGGCGCUCCGCAGACGCCAAAGACGACGAUCCCAUCAUCCCCUUUGGCUCGUUGCCCACCGUCUCACGCUUUGGCGCAAUUUCACGCACCUCUAAAACGGGCUACCAGACCACUGGCCCCGUGCAAGCCAUGGCAUCAUCACAAGGAUCGGGACCCAAGCACAUGACCACAGCAGCGGAGUACUCCUACGGGAACCACCCUGCCUGGGGUGGAGCAUCCUACCCUCAACAACACCAGAACAUGACCGCUCAGGGACACUUCAGUGAACGCCUGCCCAUGCCCCCUCCUGACAGAGACCAGCUGAAGAUGGAGCUGCAACAGGUCAACCAGCAGAUCAGUCAGCAGACACAGGCUGCCAGUAACUCUCUGCUCUUGCAGAGGGAGGCCAGCGCCAUGGCUGCUCAGCCUGCGGGAGGCAAGUGGCCAGCAGGAGGCGCCGUGUCCAGUGAGCAGCUCAGUCUGGAGCUCUGCCAUGUGGAGCGAGAGAUUGGCAAGAGGACCCGAGAGAUGGCCAUGGAGAAUCAGGUGGCUCACGAGUACAAAAUGAAGGCCAGUGAGAAUGGCCAGGCAGAGCGUAAAGCCCAGCUGGAUGAGCUGUCCCUUGCCCUGGGUGAGGUUUCAAAUGGAUCCAGCAGCAUUGUGUCGGAGGCCAGCGCCACCAUGCUGUCCCUGAGCAGUAAAACAUCAUCGCUCAGUCUGUGCUCGGCUGACCCCACCCCAGCCAGCGGUGCAGACCACCAGAAGAACGGUGUGGUCCACUCCUGCUCGUAGACCACACACACGUACACACGGAUCCACUCUUCGGGCUGCUUUUCCUCCACAGAGUUGAGCGGUAUAGGGCCAGAUAAAGCAGUCUUGACUGUGUCAGGACCACUGUGUAAUGGCCCAACGUAAAAUCGCCAGUUGCCAGCUACUCUGUUUAGAAAAAAAAAGGGAGUGCAGCUUUAAGGAUGAGUGUAGGUGGUUACACAUUGAGGAACAUCAUGUUUCCGGUGUAGACACACGCAUACAAACACACUCACACACUCACACACAUACACACACACACACACAGUGCAUGCUGUUGUGCAUGCAAGCACACACAUGCGCAUACACACACACACACACACCCUCACAAACUCUUCUUUGUUUUAUUUAGAAGAUGAGCAGUAUCUGCCGUGAUAAUUUUUCUUUCCUUUUUGUUCUGUGAAUGAGCUUUUUUGUUUGUUUUAAAUGACUUGUCAUUGCCUGGAAACCAGAGCAUCUGAUUAUGCAUCCUUAAGAAAAAUAUUACUCAAAGAGGAAAGGCAAACCAAAAGAGCGUAGAAACUGCUAAAGAGGAGUGCAAUUUCCUAGUCAAGAUGACGAUGGUGAGUUACUAGACAACUAGAGCGAUGUUCUCUGCCUUCACCGCUUCAUUCUGGUGAGCGUUAUAGCCCUCUUCAGCCAUCUUGCGUUCCUGAUACUCUCCGUCUUCUGAGUAGUGACACAACAGAGGUGAUGUGAUUUGUGCUUGUAGGCGAAGCGACCCUUAAGAGACGUGCAGAUUCACUGUGAGGACAACCUGACCAGCCAGCCAUGUUGUAGCAUAGGAACAGAAAACCCUCCGGUCAUUCCAUUAUUGAAUGGACCUACAUGUGAAAUGGAAGAAUCUAUAAUAUUCUAGCAAUAUUUAGAGAGAAUGGGUCUUAAUUUGCAGUGAGAGUGUGUUUAAGAGACCAAAUGUAACUGAAUUCAGGUCCUGAUGAACAUGGGGAGGAGAGCAGGAAAGCCACGAAGUCAGUCAUGUAUUCUAUUAUGUGCAGUCUGUGCUCAGUGGUCUGACUGUUGGGCAGUUUUGAAAAUGGACAUAUUUUUUAGACAUUUUGGUAAUACUUUGUGCUCUGUUUUAAAGAGUGCAAAUUGAGACUUUUUUUGUUUUUUUUCCUUUAGCACGUUUCCCUCAAGUGCAUACAGAUAGAGAUUUUUCUGGGGUAUUUUUAUGAUGGAAUCCCUGUGUUGCUCAGGUUGGAAUUCUGUGGUUCAGGUCAGACUAUGUAUGUUGGCGCAGUGUGCGGUCGCCUCUUCCCUGGUAUGUCUGGAAUGCCAUGGUUUGGUAGAAUAUGGUCUGUUUGGAAACAUUCUCACCUGUCUCCCUUAACUUCUAUGAAGUUGCAUUCUCAGUCCUCCUGGUCAGGUGUGCCAGCCCAGGUCUCUCACAUCACCUCUGCACUGAACUCAAUAGGGGGGGCGUUUCUACAACAUGUUGGUCACCUGCUGAAUAGCGGUGACCAGAAUCACAUCAAUAUAAUUUCCCGCUUAUUUGAAAGUGAAGCACAUGAAUUGAACAUAGGUUGUUGUUUAUUUGUGAGUUUCAAUGACAAUUGACUCGCUGUAGAUAUACCGAGUGAAAUUGUAUCUCUUUCCACCUUGCAUCGACCUUGUGUAUUUUUUACACCUGUUUAUUCACUGACUGUUUAAUGAGGCCAGCUUGGGUCGAUUUACUUAAAGAUCACAACUAGCUGAAGUCUUCCUUGAGUGAUGACCUUCAUGUGACCUAAAUUUUUUAGUCUCUUGAGACCGAUGGAUAAUAAGCUCCUUUUCGGACGCAAAACUUGGAAGAGUGUGAUGUGUUAUUUUCUUGUCAUUUUGUUGUAUCAAAGUCACAGCUAGUAGGCUAUCUUUAUGGUGACUUGUUAUCAUGUUUAUUGUCCUAAGCUCUUACCAGAGCACAUAGCCCUUCAGACCAUCUCUAAAUUGAGAGUACCGCACAGGCAUGAAAAUAUUACUUAACUCCAUAAACCUUUUUCGGAAACUGUCAUGUCAGGGUUUGCCUUGUAUACUUGGGUCAGGCGACACAGUAGCCAUCCCUGAACAUCCACCAUGUAAACCCACCCCUCUGCCUGUAGUUGGUCUUCAAAUUCUCUUGGCUUUGCGGUUAUGCUCUCUUGCCGGAUGCCAGAAUCCCCUGGCCCUUUCCUUGCCUCUACUGAAAGGAGCCUCCAGGGGCAUCUGGCUUCCUAAAGCCGUGGCCGUCACCUGUGGGAAAGACAAGCCCCGCCCUCUCUUCUGCCUCUUCACCUGUAGCCUCCAAGGCUUUGCUGUAUUUGAUGUGUAGGUACAUACACUUUUAUAUACAUACAUAUAAAGAUAUACUUAGCACUAUUACGUGCCACCUCUUAAUCCACUCGAUCAGCAUUUAUAUUAAAUGAUCUCUACACAAAAUCAGCUUACAUGUUUUUUCUGGUUGCAAAAACACAAAGCUUAUCCUUUCUCAGUCAAAGGAGUCUUGUGCCAGGAUGACAUGAUGUGCUCACUUAACUUGUUUUGUGUUCAAACAAAAAAAAAGACAAAACAGAAAAAAAAAAAAUUACGUCGAUAUGUACACUUCACUAGAAGGUAGCUUGAUGGAAGAACGUAGAUUAAAAAGGCGAUGUCGAGUUUAACUGUUAGUGAAUCACAUGGCUAACUUGACCUCGUCUUUUGAGCGGCGUGGCAGGUAGAGGUGUUUUUACAUCACAGACUUAGGGCUGGGCAUUUUCUGCCUGUAUUAGGAGGCUAAUGUGGAGUCUCUGCUGGAGAAGCAUCCUUGUUGCAUAUUAGUGUUGGAGACUUGCAUGUCUGCUCUUGACUGCAUGCAGUAUUUCCUCAUGGCAGUCAUGUUGAUCUCUCUUGCCAAACUGAGAACAUUGAAGAGCUCAAUGGGCAUGUCCUCCGAUUUCUUUUUCCUCUUUGUUUCGGGUUUUGCAUCACUGUCGUUCAGCAAAAGCAGUAGCAUGAUUAGCUUUCAGUGGUUUAGGUAAAUUUUGGCUAGAACGGUUAAAGAAAAAAAAAAAAACCUUCACAGAGCCCCUGAUUACAUACCAGCGUCUUGCUGGUGGUAGGGUCCUCUGUGUUGUUGUGUUGGGUGACCCGCUCUUCACCGCAGUGAACAUUUUCAAAUGGAGCGCUAUCUGGACAUAAUGCUUUUACUUUUGUUUUAAACUCUCGUUUAUGUGGGAACGUGCUAUCUGUAUGUAUCUGUUGGCAAAUUGCCAUUUGCUUGGGUGCCUAGUUUUGUUUCUUAUCUUGUUAACAUCAGUGAUCUCACUGAGUAAUUAUACUUGCUGUGAUUUGUAUGUUGUUUUACAAAUUAAAUUAUGUUGACCAUCUUCAAGUAGCAUCAGAAAAGAAGUAGAAGACCCAGUACAAUGCACACAAUGUUAACAGCUUUGUGCAUGUUUUUGCUGUAGAGACCAAUUGAUAACAUGGUUUCUCUGGUGAUGGGUUAGUUUCAAAUGGAUGAUAUUCAUUUCUUUCCUUGGAUGUUGUUUGUUUUGAGCGAACCUGGUGAAAUCACACAUUGCAGAUAAAUGAACUCAUCCGCACCCAGUAACACUUAUAUGGCUGUGUUGAUUUUCAGUUUAUUCCUAACUUUGGGAAAUGUAAUGGCUUUUUUAAUGAUUACUACAAAGUUGUCUUGAUAAAAAUAUCUCUUAAAUUAAGGUACAGGUUUGAUUUCAACAAGGAAAGAUUUUUAUAUAUAAAUAUAUAUUAUACUCCAUUAAGGAAUGUUUAGAACCAUCUUACUCCAAUGUGGAUGUAGCCAUUAUUACGCCAUUUUAUGACUUUGUAAAAGAAUUCACUGUGUGAAAAUUGGUUUGCAUUUUUGUAUAAUACAAUCUGCUUUUUGUUAGAGGAGAGGCUGGCUAAACAGGAUGUUUGGAGACAUGAAAAAACCUGUGACUUUAAGAAGAAAAUGUAACUUGUGUAAAACAGUGAUUCUAAACCAAGAUGGAUGGAUUAAAUGAUAUUGGUAACACUG